UAUGGCUGCCCUGUGUUAGGGCCAGCUGUGUGGUGUUUCGGUGUGAUUUGUUAGCUCCUUGCGGCAUUGUAAUCGGCUCACGAUUUCGAAAUGCAAAAAAUCAAAUCUCUCAUGACCCGACAGGGUCUAAAAAGCCCUCCGGAAAGCCUCAGCGAUUUUGGUGCUCUUGAGAAUCUCCGGGUGCCUGGAAAGGAGGAAUUCAGGGAACUUCGGGAGCAGCCAAGUGAUCCUCAAGCUGAACAAGAGCUAAUUAAUAGUAUUGAACAAGUGUAUUUUUCUGUGGACUCAUUUGAUAUUGUUAAAUAUGAGCUGGAGAAGCUCCCUCCUGUUCUCAAUUUGCAAGAAUUAGAGGAAUACAGAGAUAAAUUGAAACAGCAACAAGCUGCAGUCUCUAAAAAAGUAGCAGAUUUAAUCCUUGAAAAACAGCCUGCUUAUGUAAAGGAACUUGAAAGAGUUACCUCUUUACAGACCGGUCUCCAGUUGGCCGCUGUAAUCUGCACAAAUGGGAGACGGCACUUGAAUAUUGCAAAGGAAGGGUUUACUCAAGCUAGCUUGGGCCUUCUUGCAAAUCAGCGGAAACGUCAGUUGCUGAUUGGACUUCUGAAGUCUCUAAGAACUAUAAAAACACUGCAAAGAACAGAUGUACGUUUAAGCGAAUUGCUAGAGGAGGAAGACUAUCCAGGGGCUAUUCAGUUGUGCCUGGAGUGCCAGAAAGCUGCCAGCACUUUUAAACAUUACAGUUGCAUAAGUGAGCUGAAUUCAAAGCUGCAAGAUACUUUAGAACAAAUUGAGGAACAACUGGAUGUAGCCCUUUCCAAAAUCUGCAAAAAUUUUGAUAUCAGUCAUUAUACCAAGGUUCAACAAGCUUAUCGUCUUCUUGGAAAAACACAGACUGCAAUGGAUCAGCUUCAUAUGCACUUCACCCAAGCCAUUCAUAAUACUGUGUUUCAAGUUGUCCUUGGUUAUGUGGAACUAUGUGCAGAAAACACAGAUACAAAAUUCCAGAAACUACAAUAUAAAGAUCUUUGUACACAUGUUACACCAGAUAGUUAUAUUCCUUGCCUUGCGGAUCUGUGCAAAGCACUCUGGGAAGUUAUGCUGAGCUACUACAGGACGAUGGAAUGGCAUGAAAAGUAUGACAAUGAAGAUACUACUUCAGCUUCUGAAGGAAAUAAUAUGAUGGAUACUGAAGAAACUAAUUUUGAUCGUGGAUAUGUAAAAAAGAAAUUAGAACAUGGACUUACGCGAAUAUGGCAGGAUGUUCAGCUAAAAGUAAAAACCUACUUACUUGGAACUGAUUUGUCUAUAUUCAAAUAUGACGAUUUCAUCUUUGUUUUGGAUAUAAUCAGCAGGUUAAUGCAAGUUGGAGAAGAAUUUUGUGGUAGCAAGUCUGAAGUUUUACAAGAAUCUAUUAGAAAACAAAGUGUCAAUUAUUUCAAGAACUACCAUAGAACACGGCUUGAUGAACUGAGAAUGUUCUUAGAGAAUGAGACCUGGGAACUUUGUCCUGUUAAGUCGAAUUUCAGUAUCCUCCAACUUCAUGAAUUUAAGUUCAUGGAGCAGUCUCGUUCCCCAUCAGUUUCACCUAGCAAGCAGCCUGUUACAACAUCAUCCAAGACAGUGACUUUGUUUGAACAGUAUUGUAAUGGUGGAAACCCAUUUGAAAUUCAGACCAACCACAAAGAUGAAGAGACAGAAGAUGUCUUGGCUUCUAAUGGGUAUGAAUCUGAUGAACAGGAAAAAAGUGCCUAUCAAGAGUAUGACAGUGACAGCGACGUCCCUGAGGAACUCAAGCGAGAUUAUGUGGAUGAGCAGACAGGGGACGCUCCUGUGAAAAGUGUUUCUCGAGAAACCCUAAAAAGCAGGAAGAAAUCAGAUUAUAGUCUAAAUAAAGUGAAUGCACCUAUCUUAACAAAUACAACGUUGAAUGUAAUAAGACUUGUUGGGAAAUACAUGCAGAUGAUGAACAUUCUUAAGCCAAUUGCCUUUGAUGUUAUCCAUUUCAUGUCUCAGCUAUUUGAUUAUUACUUGUAUGCGAUAUAUACCUUUUUUGGUCGGAAUGAUUCAUUGGAAUCAACUGGCCUUGGCCUUAGUAGUAGUAGACUAAGGACAACUCUAAACAGGAUACAGGAAAGCCUUAUCGAUCUGGAAGUUUCAGCUGAUCCUCCUGCCACACUCACAGCGGCAGAAGAAAGAAAGGAGAAGGUUCCCAGCCCUCACCUCAGCCACCUUGUGGUUUUGACAUCUGGGGAUACAUUGUAUGGGUUGGCAGAAAGAGUGAUCGCCACAGAGUCCUUGGUGUUCUUGGCUGAACAGUUUGAGUUUCUUCAGCCACAUCUGGAUGCUGUGAUGCCUGCAGUCAAGAAGCCCUUUCUGCAACAGUUCUAUUCUCAGUAUGUUAGAUAUGCCAACGUCAAGAAGUGCAGUAAUGAGGGUCGUGCCUUGAUGCAGUUGGACUUCCAGCAGUUUUUAAUGAAACUUGAAAAACUAACGGACAUCAGACCGAUUCCUGAUAAAGAAUUUGUGGAAACCUAUAUCAAAGCCUACUACCUGACUGAAAACGACAUGGAACGCUGGAUCAAAGAGCACAGGGAAUAUUCAACGAAGCAGUUGACCAACCUGGUAAAUGUUUGCCUGGGAUCCCACAUCAAUAAGAAAGCCAGACAGAAACUUCUAGCAGCUAUAGAUGAUAUAGACAGACCUAAAAGAUAAUGAACACGGCAGUACCUGCAUCAUGGCGGCAGCCUUCUCUCAGUGUAUGACACAAAAGCCAGUUUUUCAUGCACUCUUAACAGUUAUUUGCUCAGAAAACUUUGUGCAUGUUCUUCUCAACUGGAAAAUGGAAAACACUGAAGUAUGUGUGAUGGUGUUCUCAAAUGACUUUUGUACCCAUUGGUCUCCUCUCUUCAAGUUUUGGUCCCACCUGUUGUAAUCCUUUCCUGAAAUGCUAUUAUUGCUUCAUUAAUAACUAUUGGUAUGUGACUACAGUUAUAUAUUUUGCAGAAGAAUGUAUCAUAGAUAUAUAGCUAGAAGAAAUAGUGGCUAAUAUAUGUGUGAACAGUUUUUGGAGAAUGAAUUGAUGUUGACUCUUUUUAUCCCUUGAAUGUGGUUCUUAAUAAGCAUGAGAGGAUUAAUGUACAGUAUUUCAUAAUUAUGAGCACUGCAUGAAUAUUACAAAGCGCAUGUAAGUAAAAUAGUUGAAAAAUCAGUAUAUUCUGUUUUUAAAUGUCAAAAGUUUAUGUCAGAGUUAAUUUGGAUAUAAAAUGAUCAUAAAUGAUAAAAUUUAAUAAAUACUAUACUCUAAAAUGAUCA
Messenger RNA from Octodon degus (degu), 3312 nucleotides. RefSeq names its product VPS50, EARP/GARPII complex subunit (gene Vps50). NCBI's taxonomy places the organism in Eukaryota, Metazoa, Chordata, Mammalia, Rodentia, Octodontidae. Gene Ontology annotation, molecular function: SNARE binding. The transcript has 27 exons. The record is from RefSeq and is a predicted model, not a curated record. Bases 91 to 2712 code for a protein of 873 amino acids. Gene Ontology annotation, cellular component: EARP complex. Gene Ontology annotation, biological process: endocytic recycling; retrograde transport, endosome to Golgi.